Molecule: messenger RNA, 3573 nt
Organism: Hyaena hyaena (striped hyena)
Lineage: Eukaryota; Metazoa; Chordata; Mammalia; Carnivora; Hyaenidae
Gene: SKOR2
Product: SKI family transcriptional corepressor 2
Exons: 7
Coding region: 535-3573 (1012 amino acids)
Biological process (GO): negative regulation of BMP signaling pathway; negative regulation of transcription by RNA polymerase II
Cellular component (GO): nucleus; transcription regulator complex
Molecular function (GO): SMAD binding; DNA-binding transcription factor activity, RNA polymerase II-specific; RNA polymerase II cis-regulatory region sequence-specific DNA binding
Source: RefSeq, a predicted model, not a curated record
UAAAGGGCUGGGUUUACUUUUUAACCAAAAUCAAUCUAUUUUAAAGCAAAUGUAAAUGGUCUCUCUUUUUAAAUUUGGGUUUCAGUGGCCAACCCCCAGUUUUCCAGAACUUUUAUAAUCUGCAAUAGUUACAAUUGUCAUCAUUACUUCCUAAUUUCCCGUGGGCAUGUCAUUGUUUUCUAACAACUUCUAUACACCGCGGAUAAGGUUUUGCGUUUCUUAGGAACUGAUUGCAUUCUUUUAAACAGUUAAUUUUCUUUGGAUGUUUAGAACAGAAGAAAAGUUCUUCCCAAUCCCUACAUUUCCAAAGGGUGACCUUGAAGAAAAUUAAGAGAAAUGACUUCCUGUAUCUGAAACUUAGUUCCUUUGCCCGGCGCUAACCAUGUCUUGACCAAAGCAAGAAAGUUCUGACAAUUCUUUAGUUAGCGAUCCAACCCAUCCCUCUGUCUUAGCACUAGUCAACGCUUUCUCCUUUCCAUUCCAGUCUCGAAGGCAGACCGGGAGGGCUCGGCCCGGGCUUCCGCGGCGGAGGAAAUGGCUUCCAGCCCGCUGCCGGGGCCCAACGACAUCCUGCUGUCGUCGCCAUCGAGCGCCUUCCAGCCCGAAGCACUGAGCCAGCCGCGGCCGGGCCACGCCAACCUCAAACCCAACCAGGUGGGCCAGGUGAUCCUCUACGGCAUUCCCAUCGUGUCGCUGGUGAUCGACGGGCAGGAGCGCCUGUGCCUGGCGCAGAUCUCCAACACUCUCCUGAAGAACUUCAGCUACAACGAGAUCCACAACCGUCGUGUGGCGCUGGGCAUCACGUGCGUGCAGUGCACGCCGGUGCAGCUGGAGAUCCUGCGGCGCGCCGGGGCCAUGCCCAUCUCAUCGCGCCGCUGCGGCAUGAUCACCAAGCGUGAGGCCGAGCGCUUGUGCAAGUCGUUCCUGGGCGAAAACAGGCCGCCCAAGCUGCCCGACAACUUCGCCUUCGACGUGUCUCACGAGUGCGCCUGGGGCUGCCGCGGUAGCUUCAUCCCCGCGCGCUACAACAGCUCCCGCGCCAAGUGCAUCAAAUGCAGCUACUGCAACAUGUACUUCUCACCUAACAAGUUCAUCUUCCACUCCCACCGUACGCCCGACGCCAAAUACACGCAACCGGACGCAGCCAACUUCAACUCGUGGCGCCGUCAUCUCAAGCUCACCGACAAGAGCCCCCAGGACGAGCUAGUCUUCGCCUGGGAGGACGUCAAGGCCAUGUUCAACGGCGGUAGCCGAAAGCGCGCGCUGCCUCAGCCCGGCACGCACCCCGCCUGCCACCCGCUCAGCUCGGUCAAGGCGGCCGCCGUGGCAGCGGCGGCUGCGGUGGCUGGAGGCGGGGGUCUACUGGGUCCGCACCUGCUGGGGGCGCCCCCGCCGCCGCCGCCGCCGCCGCCUCUGGCCGAGCUGGCGGGCGCACCCCAUGCCCACCACAAGCGGCCGCGCUUCGACGACGACGACGACUCGCUGCAGGAGGCGGCCGUGGUGGCCGCCGCCAGUCUUUCGGCCGCCGCCGCCAGCCUCUCGGUGGCCGCGGCCUCCGGCGGCGCCGGGGCGGGAGGAGGCGGCGCCGGGGGUGGCUGCGUGACCAGCGUUGGCGCCGGCGCGGGCGCGGGCGCGGCGGCUGGCGCCAAAGGCCCGCGCAGCUACCCGGUCAUCCCGGUGCCCAGCAAGGGCUCGUUCGGGGGCGUGCUGCAGAAGUUCCCGGGCUGCGGGGGGCUCUUCCCGCAUCCUUACACCUUCCCGGCCGCAGCCGCCGCCUUCGGCUUGUGCCAUAAGAAGGAGGACGCGGGCGCUGCGGCCGAGGCCCUGGGGGGCGCGGCCAGUGCCGGCGCGGCGCCCAAAGCUGGCCUGUCCGGCCUCUUCUGGCCCGCGGGCCGUAAGGACGCCUUCUACCCGCCCUUCUGCAUGUUCUGGCCUCCGCGGACCCCAGGCGGGCUUCCCGUGCCCACCUACCUGCAGCCCCCGCCCCAGCCGCCCUCGGCGCUCGGCUGCGCCCUUGGAGAAAGCCCGGCCUUGCUGCGCCAGGCCUUCCUGGACCUGGCCGAGCCCGGCGGCGCCGGCGGGAGCGCCGAUGCCGCGCCCCCGCCGGGUCAGCCCCCUCCGGUCGUGGCCAAUGGCCCGGGCUCCGGCCCUCCGCCUCCUGCUGGGGGCCCGGGUGCUCGAGACACUCUCUUCGAGUCGCCCCCGGGCGGCAGCGGCGGGGACUGCAGCGCGGGCUCCACGCCGCCGGCCGACCCCGGAGCAGUGUCCGGUGCAGGCGCCGCGGCCACCGGCGCGGGCCCUGCGGGAGCCCGAGGGCCCGCACCCCACCACCCGCAUCUCCUGGAGGGGCGCAAGGCAGGCGGAGGCAGCUACCACCAUUCGAGCGCCUUCCGGCCGGUGGGCGGCAAGGACGACGCAGAGAGCCUGGCCAAGCUGCACGGGGCGUCAGCAGGAGCGCCGCACUCGGCCCCAGCGCAUCACCACCAUCACCAUCACCACCCGCACCACCACCAUCACCAUCACCCCCCGCAGCCGCCGUCACCGUUGCUGCUACUGCCCCCGCAGCCCGACGAGCCGGGUUCUGAGCGCCACCACCCGGCCCCGCCGCCGCCGCCGCCCCCGCCGCCCCCGCUGGCCCUGCAGCCGCACCACCGAGGCCUUCUGUCCCCCGGGGGCACCAGCUGCAGCUACCCCAGCGAGGGCAGCUCGGAGGACGAGGACGACGAGGAAGAAGAGCCGGAGGUGGACGUGGAGGGUCACAAACCCCCCGACGGCGAAGAAGAGGAGGAGGAGGGUCGAGACCCUGACGACGACGAGGAGGAAGACGAGGAGGCGGGGGUCCUGCUAGGGGACCCCUUAGUCGGGGGCGGCCGGUACCUCCAGGGCCGAGGGCUGUCAGAGAAGGGGAGCAGCCGGGACCGCGCAGCGGCCGCGGCGGGCGCUUUUCCACUCGCCCUGAACUCCUCCAGGCUGCUGCAGGAGGACGGGAAACUAGGCGACCCCAGCGGCUCAGACCUGCCCCCGCCCCCGCCCCCGCCUCUGGCCUCGCAGAAAGCUGGCGGCGGCGGCGGUAACAGCAGCAGCCCGGGCAGCCCGGUCCACCAUCCAUCACUGGAGGAGCAGCCCUCCUACAAAGAUAAUCAGAAAACUAAGGAAAAUAACCAAGUUAUUUUACCUACAAAGGAUGACAGCAACUUUUCAGAUAAGAACAAGGACCAUAGCUUUUUCAUCACAGACUCUGAUGCUUCCGGAGGAGAUUUUUGGAGAGAAAGAUCAGGUGAACACACACAAGAAACAAAUUCACCUCAUUCACUCAAAAAGGAUGUUGAAAAUAUGGGGAAAGAAGAACUUCAGAAGGUUUUAUUUGAACAAAUAGAUUUACGGAGACGACUAGAACAAGAAUUCCAAGUGUUAAAAGGAAAUACGUCUUUCCCAGUAUUCAAUAAUUUUCAGGAUCAGAUGAAAAGGGAACUAGCCUACCGAGAAGAAAUGGUGCAGCAAUUACAAAUCAUCCCCUAUGCAGCAAGCUUGAUCAGGAAAGAAAAGCUUGGUGCACAUCUCAGCAAAAGCUAA